This is a messenger RNA of Exserohilum turcica Et28A, 905 nucleotides long. RefSeq lists its product as uncharacterized. Bases 35 to 676 code for a protein of 213 amino acids. The record is from RefSeq and is a predicted model, not a curated record. NCBI's taxonomy places the organism in Eukaryota, Fungi, Ascomycota, Dothideomycetes, Pleosporales, Pleosporaceae. Gene Ontology annotation, cellular component: multivesicular body; ESCRT III complex. Gene Ontology annotation, biological process: vesicle budding from membrane; late endosome to vacuole transport via multivesicular body sorting pathway. The transcript is spliced from 3 exons.
CGCAUCCUGCAUCGCGCAUGGAGACGUGGACAACAUGGGAAACUCGAAUAGCGCCAACAAGAUCUCCGCCCAGGACAAGGCGAUCCUGGACAUGAAGAACCAGCGCGAUAAGCUGCGCCAGUACCAGAAGCGCAUCACCGUUCUCACCAGUCGCGAAAAGGAGAUUGCAAAAGAAUGCUUAGCCAAAGGCGACACAAAGAGUGCGAAGCUGGCGCUGAGGAGGAAGAAGUACCAAGAGAGCCUCUUAUCCAAGACGGAUUCGCAGCUGGCGCAACUGGAGGUCCUGACAAGCGACAUCGAGUUUGCGCUGGUGCAGAAGGAUGUUCUGUAUGGCCUGCAGCAAGGAACGGCAGUUCUGAAAGAAAUACAUAAAGAAAUGGGUGGCAUCGAAAAUGUGGAGAAGCUCCUGGGUGAGAACGAGGAGGCCCGAGCUUAUCAAGAGGAAAUCAGUGAGAUGCUUGCGAACAAAAUGUCCAACCAAGACGAGGAUGAAGUCGAGGACGAGCUCGAAGCUCUCGAGGCAGAAGUCAACGGCACUGUUCCCGUCCUCCCGGACGCGCCUCUCGCACAACCGCAGUUCACAGCAGAGGAAAAGGCAAAGAUGGCAAAGGAUCGGGCAGCGCGGCGAGCGAGGGAAAGGGCUGCCGAACAGGCUUCGCAGCCCAUGUUAGCUUGAAGGGCGUUAUACGGGCACCGGCAUGGCAUUAGAGCGCGGCGUUUGGGUGGUUUUUUGAGCAUUGCAUUCAACAUUUGGUGAAACGACACGUCUACUAACGUGACAGCAUGCGCAAGUGUCGCUUUGAGGCGAUCUCUCCGAUGGAUGCGUAUGUUGAGCACGUGCAUAGAGCAUUCAUGAGUAGUCGGCAAACGAUAUACGAGUUUGCCUCCAAUACAUUAGACACCGA